Molecule: messenger RNA, 1460 nt
Organism: Suillus clintonianus
Lineage: Eukaryota; Fungi; Basidiomycota; Agaricomycetes; Boletales; Suillaceae
Exons: 7
Coding region: 77-1360 (427 amino acids)
Biological process (GO): cytoplasmic translational initiation
Cellular component (GO): cytoplasm; eukaryotic translation initiation factor 3 complex
Molecular function (GO): translation initiation factor activity
Source: RefSeq, a predicted model, not a curated record
GUUAACGUUGUUUGUGCAUGUUGUCCAAAAGCUUUGAACUUUGAAUUGCAGCAAGCCAGAAAUUUCGUCAAGCAAAAUGGCUACCGCAGAUUCUGUGUCAGUGUUCGCAGAAGGGACUUUUGAAGAACAGAUACAAGAGCUAGUAGAUUAUGCCACUCGAAGUAGCCCAGAGGAUGAACGUGCUACCGCCUUGCAAUCUUUCCGAGAUAUCGUAAAGUCAGGCGAAGGGGCUAAACCCAUUGAAGAGGAUCAGGAAAGAAGACGGCGCGCAUUGAUCUUUGCGCUGGAUCAGACGAAAGGCUUGGGCGACGGAUCAGAGCAAGAAAUCGAGGGCUAUUUCAACCUUCUCUUCUCUCACUUGCUGACACUAUGGGCAAGCAACUCGCCAGAAACUAAUCAUCAUGUCUCCUCACUCUUGUAUAUUCUUACUUCGUCACAUUCCGACCAGCCAUCAGUGAAGUACCGCGUCAUAUCAAAUCUCUUCAAUGCUACCCCUCGUAAUUCAGCUCUCCGCCUACCUAUCUACAAAGCCUUACUACAGGUCGCCACUGAAAAUGGAGAGCUCGAGUCAUUACGCCUAACCAGAAAAGAUAUCGAGCAAUGGCUACAAGAAUGGGAUAUAUCUAGUGAAGAGCGCAGUCAGUUCCUCAAAUCCAUUGUCGAGGCAUUCAUAAAAUCUGGCCAGCCGGAAACGGCUUAUCACCACACUCUUGCCUAUGUUUCUUCAUUACCGUCAUCAUCGCCUGACGGUCAAUCCGCAGCUAUUGAUGCCAUAGCCUUGGCAUUGCGCUUACCCUCCUUGUUUGACUUGGAUCCACUGUUCAAGUUGGACGCCGUUGUCGCAGCAAAAGAUCACGAGCUUUUCUCGCUUCUCCAGAUAUUUUUGAACAGUGGGCUACCAGAAUUCCAUUCGUGGCUCGAAAGUCAUCCCGCUGUUCUCGAAAAAUAUGAACUCGAUCAGGCGCAACUUGAGCGGAAGAUCCGUCUUCUGUCAUUUGCGUCACUAGGUUUUGCACACGUCGGGCAUGAUCUACCAUAUUCAGAGGUCGCAUCGACCCUGCAGAUUGAAUUGAGUCAAGUGGAGAAGUGGGCGAUUGAUGUGAUCCGCACCGGUCUUCUUUCGGGAAAGCUCUCACAAACUACCCAAUCUCUACAUGUCUACCGCUCGUCAGCGCGCACGUUUGAGCGAGAGCAAUGGGAGGCACUGGAAAAGCGUCUUGUUGCGUGGAAGGCGGGCCUAGCGAGUGUGUUGGAGGUUGUUACUAGCGCACAAAAGCGCGGUAACGGUUCGGCUGUGAGUGAGGUCGUGCAGCAAGUCACGCAGACGGGCACCGAGAGCGUUCAGGUUGAUGCCGCGUAGUCUAUAUUAGAUUUGUAUUCCCAGUCAUUCCAAUCUUGAUUACUUGCGUGCUAGACGAAUUUCAUGGACAACCUGGCACCAAUGCCAGUGGUUAUCACGA